UGCUGCGAGCAGUUGGGAAGGUGUUUGGAGCCUAGUUUGGGGCUGUGCUGUCUUGGUUAACGUCUGAGAGCUAGCUGUAGCAAGUCGGUUAACCAGGCAGGCUUUCUGCUCCUCCCUGUGAUGUCUCUGGAGUUUGCGUGUGCAUGUUCACCAGAGAAACAGAAGGAAUAGGUGAGGGCAGUCGUGCUGGGCUGGGGUUUCCCUGCUGCAGCUGUGAGGCGGUGUGGCUCCGGGCCGCUGAAGGUGUGUCAGAGCAGAGGGAGCCGGGUAAGGGAACUUGUGCUUUGGGGCGUGCUCUGAGAACACGGAAUGCUAAUUGUGAGCAUCGCUGGGGUCUCUGGAGUUGCAUAGAGGGGUAAUUCCAUCACUUCUGUGAGGUGAUGGCUGUCCCAGAGGAGUGGCUGGGCAGCAGCUCCCAGAUGAGUUGUGGUAGCGCUUGUAUCCCACAGAGCUUUCCCCAGCAGGGCUAGGACCUGUCACAGCCCUUUGGACAGCAGAGGGUUCCUGUCUCUGGAUGCUGAGCCAGCUGACUGGUAACAGCUCAGCACUCCUGUCCUGUGAUGUGAGAGCUUUCGACACACAGAAGGCUUCUUGGAGAGCAGUCUCGUGGUUCACAGCAGAAGGCCUCGCUGGGGACAGAGCCGAUGCUGUGCCAGGCCUACUGCCUGGAUGCAGCACAGCUGAGCAUCUGAAGCACUGUUCUGCUGGUAGCUGCUGCUGAGCCGUUUCCUGAGGUUCUGUCUUCAUUUUGCUGACUCAAACCACAGAUUCCAAGGAAAGGAGAGAGAAGUGGAAUAAAAUGCUCAAGUGCCAAAGGAAAAUGUCAGACUAGCCAAUGGCAGUUACCAUUACUGACCUGUAGACUUCUUUCACAGCAGGGAGAAUGGAAUGCUACAGAUUCAAAGCCUAUAAAAUGUUUUAUGCAGACUUCAUUUACUGAAUUUCAAGUAGGCUAAAAAUUAACCACUUCUGUUAGGAAAUGGAAGUAUGAUUCCUGGCUGGUGUCUUCCUUUUUGUUCCCCUUCCACAGUUUUUUUUGUCUGGGAUAAGAAAUCCUAACCUACUUGUAUGAGUUCAGCCUAAUGUACCAUUAGGUCAUGGCUAAUGUAGGAACUUGUGAUUUAUGGCUCUGCAAUGAUACCUGAUUAGGGAAAAGAUUGAAAAUUGGUCAUGUGCUACAUUAUCAGAGCUUGUAGUAACACUUAAGGUCAUGCUUUCUUCCACUUCCUAAGAAUUGAACUUUGGGGUGAUGUUCCCCAGAAGGCAUGAGCAGUUAAGUUAUCUUUUUAGUUUGGAGACAGAAGUAAGAUGAGAAUGCCCAGAAGAGGCUUAGUAAUUCAAGCCAGGACUCGUUGGCUGUUAGUGGGCAUUGCUUUUCUAUUCAGUUUAGUCUUGCUCAUGUAUUUGCUUGAGUGUGCCCCACAGACAGAUAGUAAUGGGUCUUUACCUGGCGUUAUAGGUGAAAGCAUGGGUAAAGAGUACUAUCAGGCUCUCUUGCAGGAACAAGAAGAGCAUUAUCAAAACCGGGCUACUAGUCUGAAACGUCAGAUUGCCCAGUUAAAGCAAGAGCUUCAGGAAAUGAGUGAUAAAUUGAAAACUCUGCAGGAUAAAAAGAGCCCCAAGGUCAAUGGUGUGAACUACCAGGGCACCAAAGAGCAAGCAUCCAAUGAUCUCCUGGAGUUCCUUCAUUCCCAGAUCGACAAAGCUGAAGUGAGUGUGGGGGCGAAGCUGCCUAGUGAAUACGGCGUCGUUCCUUUUGAAAGCUUUACGUCCGUGAAGGUGUUCCAGCUGGAGAUGGGGCUCACUCGGCAUCCAGAAGAGAAACCCGUUAGAAAGGAUAAACGAGAUGAAUUGGUGGAAGUUAUUGAGGCUGGCCUGGAAGUUAUCAAUAAUCCAGAUGAAGAAGAUGAUGAAGAUGGAGUAGGAGAGAGGCAGCUGUAUAGCGAAAAUGACUUUGUAGAAGGUUACUAUCGUACAGAAAGAGAUAAGGGGACACAAUAUGAGCUGUUCUAUAAGAAGAUGGAUGGCACGGAAUACAGACAUGUCACCUUGUUCCGACCAUUUGGACCCCUCAUGAAAGUGAAGAGUGAGACUGUCGAUAUUUUUAGAUCUAUCAUUAACAUUAUUGUCCCUCUUGCUGGAAGAACUGAGGCAUUUGCACAGUUUAUGCAAAACUUCAGGGAUGUGUGCAUUCAUCAGGAUAAGCGUAUCCACCUCACGGUGGUGUAUUUUGGACAAGAUGGUCUAUCAGAAGUAAAAUCCAUUCUGGAGUCUGUAUCUAGAGAAACUAACUUCCACAAUUACACGCUCGUCUCUUUGAAUGAGGAAUUUAACCGUGGCCGGGGACUCGACAUGGGAGCCAGAGCCUGGGAGAAAGGCGAGGUCCUGAUGUUCUUCUGUGAUGUUGAUGUUUAUUUCACAGCCGAGUUCCUCAACAGCUGUCGCUUAAAUGCUGAGCCUGGAAAAAAGGUUUUUUAUCCUGUGGUAUUCAGCCUCUAUAAUCCUGCUAUUGUCUAUGCCAACCAAGAUAUACCACCCCCUGUGGAACAACAAUUGGUACACAAGAAGGAUUCUGGUUUCUGGCGAGACUUUGGCUUUGGGAUGACUUGUCAAUACCGGACAGACUUCCUAACUGUUGGGGGUUUUGACUUGGAAGUGAAAGGUUGGGGCGGUGAGGAUGUUCACCUUUACAGGAAGUACUUGCAUGGUGACCUUAUUGUGAUCAGGACACCGGUCCCUGGUCUCUUUCACCUCUGGCAUGAGAAGCAUUGUGCAGAUGAACUCACUCCAGAGCAGUAUCGCAUGUGUAUCCAGUCCAAAGCCAUGAACGAAGCCUCUCACUCGCACCUUGGGAUGCUGGUCUUCAGGGAGGAGAUUGAGACUCACCUCCGUAAGCAGGCUUACAGGACUAACAGCGAAGCAGUGGGUUAAAUGGAGCCCUGUUACGGGGUGAAACUGAUAGCUUCGAAUUUGCAAUGAACCAGCAUCGUUUUACAGCCUUAAUUCAGCUUAAAAAUGCAGUGCCUCUCUUUUUCAGUGAAGAAGAGUUUAGGGGUGUUUUGGUUCUUGUAUUUGUUUUCUGAGCAAUGGUUUGACUGAUAGUAUUUCCUGCGUAUCUUGCAAGUUCAAGCACCUCAAAUAACAAAUUGGGAAGCAUGUGUAGUUCAAAGAAAGCAUCCUCGGUAUCGACUGGAGACAACUGUGGAACGUACAACUCAGCACUUCUCCACAUGGUACAUUUUGAUUCUUACGUUGGUGUUAUUAUAAGAAUUAAAUUAAACCUUUUGUGUUACCUGAGUAUUUUCAGUCUGUAUGGCUCACUGCACUGUGACUUUAGAAUGAUAUUAUACUUACACUCUGUAGAAACAAGAAGAGUGAAAAGGAAUCUUGUUAAGAAAGGAUAUACAGAGUUUGCUAAUUGCUGUGCUAACCGUUCCAGUUGUUGACCUCACAGCAAUACCAGUGUACUGCAUUUGCUGUGUUAACAAAUGUUCACAUUGUUGAACACAAAAUACUCCAUGUGAAAGGGCAUGGAAAUGCAAGCCUUUUAAAGUGGAAUUCUAGUGUUUAAUGGAAUUUCACACUGCUGAAGACACCACCACCUUAUCUUGGUGAUGGAUCAAAGAAGUUGGGAAUGCUCCAGUCAUGCAUUUUGGGCUCUAGUCUUUUCCCACAGUAGUUACUACAUCAUAAAAUCCCUUCUGUUAACCAAGUUAUGCUAUGGAAUGUGUAUUUUAAAGACUUUUUUUUGCCCCAUUCCUUACUCAACAGCCUUGCUUCCUCACCUCAGCCUUUAAGCUGAGGAACCAUCAUUUCAUUGCCAUGUGUAUUUAUUAGAGACCUAUUUGCUGUUAUGCCAAUAUUGUCCCUUUCUUUCUCUUGGCUCUGACAUUUUCCUGACAUGUUUUCAGAAGGCAGUCAUACACCUUAAAGCUAUUUCUUUGACUGGAAAAGCAAGUGCCGUUUCACAGGAUACUUCCCAUUCUGCUGGUUAUCCUACGUAGCCUUAUUCUUUUCCAGUUGAAGGUGAGGGAAGGGGUUGUUUUCUCUUAGGUCUGGCUUUUUUUUGGAGGGAAUGGAAGGGGUCAAGCAUGCACGAACAGAAGUAUGCGCUGGUCUCAUGAGUGUCUUGUACAGUGGCACUACUACUUCCCCUUCAGGUAUUCUGGGAUGUAUAAACAGUUGAAAUGCAGGCAGGUCUCUUAUCUCCAUGUUGUCUUAUAUGCUACCAUACAGCAUGCCUCUUUUUUUAAUGUAUUUCUUUUCAAAACUAGUGCUGAGAAUGCUAAUUCAGUGGUUAAACCAUGCGCUUGGUCUCCACUGGAUGUAGAAAUUAGGUGAAAACCUUUCUCAAACCAGGUACUUAAGUUGCAUUAAUGAAUUUGAUUGAAUUCAGUUCGCUUUAAGAAUUCUGAAAGCAAUUAAAGAUCUAAAUGAAUGACUUCUCUGAAUAGCAGAUGCUGUGCAAAUAAUUCCGGGCACUGAUCCUUUUAUAUGUACAAAACAUUUGCCUUUAUGUAACUUAUUGUGGAGAACAGUGUACUGUAUUGUACUUAGAGUGAAGAGAACGCAUUGCAAGGCUUCUUGCAGUUGAUAUUCUCUGUAUAAUAAAUGGAAUAUCUGCAUUUUA
This is a messenger RNA of Gallus gallus (chicken), 4630 nucleotides long. It is a transcript of the gene CSGALNACT2, whose product is annotated as chondroitin sulfate N-acetylgalactosaminyltransferase 2. The coding region runs from base 1309 to 2931 and encodes 540 amino acids. The transcript is spliced from 8 exons. Gene Ontology annotation, molecular function: glucuronosyl-N-acetylgalactosaminyl-proteoglycan 4-beta-N-acetylgalactosaminyltransferase activity. The record is from RefSeq and is a predicted model, not a curated record. NCBI's taxonomy places the organism in Eukaryota, Metazoa, Chordata, Aves, Galliformes, Phasianidae. Gene Ontology annotation, cellular component: Golgi cisterna membrane.